Messenger RNA from Diversispora eburnea, 411 nucleotides. Lineage: Eukaryota; Fungi; Glomeromycota; Glomeromycetes; Diversisporales; Diversisporaceae. The record is from the annotation of a GenBank genome assembly.
AUGUCUUCGGGAGGAAAAUCUGGAGGUAAAGCUGCUGCCACUGCAACCUCGAAACUUAGUAGCUCAUCGCGUUCAGCCAAAGCAGGACUUCAGUUCCCGGUUGGUCGUAUUCACCGUCUACUACGUAAAGGAAAUUAUGCACAAAGAGUUGGUGCUGGUGCUCCAGUUUAUCUUGCUGCUGUACUUGAAUACCUCGCCGCAGAAAUUUUAGAACUUGCAGGUAACGCUGCUCGUGACAACAAGAAAUCGCGUAUUAUUCCUCGCCAUCUCCAGCUUGCAAUCCGUAAUGACGAAGAAUUAAAUAAGUUACUUGGUCACGUUACGAUCGCUCAAGGAGGUGUACUUCCGAACAUUCAUCAAAACCUCUUGCCGAAGAAAGGAAAGAAAGGAACUGGUGAACCUGAAGCUUAA